AAGUCGUCCAAAAUAGUUUCCAUAGCUGAGCGCUUGACAUGAAGUAAACAAAAUUUGCCCAAAAUUCUAAUGAGUUUUCGCAUUCCUUAAAAUUUGUGGUGUUUGUGUGUUAAAUUCGAAAUUUCGCCAAGAUGAGGGAGUGUAUUUCGGUCCAUAUCGGCCAAGCUGGGGUGCAAAUCGGCAACACAACGUGGGAAUUAUACUGUCUGGAACACGGAAUUCAGCCCGAUGGCUGUCUCAAAGACCAGAAGGACAUCGUCUCGGACAACUGCUACGGGACGUUUUUCUACGAAGUGGAAAAUGGCAACAUGGUGCCAAGGAGUCUUAUGGUUGAUUUGGAACCCACCGUUGUCGAUGAGGUCCGAGUCGGCAAAUACAAACAACUCUACCACCCGGAACAACUCAUCACCGGUAAAGAAGACGCCGCCAACAACUACGCCCGAGGCCACUACACCAUCGGCAAAGAAAUGAUCCACAUCGUGAUGGACAAACUCUCGAAAAUGGCCGAACAAUGUUCGGGCCUGCAAGGCUUCCUCGUGUUCCACUCGUUCGGGGGCGGCACCGGUUCCGGUUUCACCUCACUCUUGAUGGAAAACCUCUCGGACGAGUUCGGCAAGAAGAGCAAACUCGAGUUUGUCAUCUACCCGGCCCCCCAGGUGUGCACGGCGGUCGUGGAGCCCUACAACUCGAUUUUGACGACUCACACCACUCUGGGACACACCGACUGCGCCUUUAUGGUGGACAACGAGGCCAUUUACGACAUUUGUCGCAAGAAAUUGGGCAUCGAAAGGCCGAAUUACAUCAAUUUGAAUCGAUUGAUAAGCCAAGUGGUGUCGUCGAUAACGGCAAGUUUGCGCUUUGACGGGGCUUUGAAUGUGGAUUUGACGGAGUAUCAGACGAAUUUGGUGCCGUAUCCGAGGAUACAUUUCCCUCUGGCGUCGUAUGCGCCGGUGGUGUCCUCCGACAAGGCCUUCCAUGAGGGGAUGUCGGUGUCGGAGAUCACCUCCGAGCUGUUUGAGUCGUCGAAUCAGAUGGUCAAGUGCGACCCACGCCAUGGGAAGUACAUGGCGUGCUGUCUCCUCUACAGAGGGGAUGUGGUCCCGAAGGAUGUGAACGCGUCCAUAGCCCAAAUGAAGACCAAGGCCAAUAUAAGGUUCGUCAAUUGGUGUCCGACAGGGUUCAAGGUCGGGAUUAAUUACCAGCCGCCGACGGUGGUGCCCGGGGGUGAUUUGGCGAGGGUGCAGAGGGCGGCGUGCAUGUUGUCCAAUACGACAGCGAUCGAAUCGGCGUGGAAUAAGUUGAAUAAGAAGUUUGAUUUGAUGUUUGCCAAGAGGGCGUUUGUGCAUUGGUACAUACAUGAGGGGAUGGAAGAAGGGGAGUUUAAUGAGGCGAGGGAGGAUUUGGCUAUGUUGGAGAAAGAUUAUGAGGAGGUUUCGAUCGAUGAUAUCGAAUAGUAGGCGUUUCAUUGCACCUCAUUUUCGAUUAUACAAAUUAUACAUGAAAUAAAUACAUCCACAUUCUGA
Messenger RNA from Tribolium madens (black flour beetle), 1523 nucleotides. RefSeq names its product tubulin alpha chain-like. The record is from RefSeq and is a predicted model, not a curated record. The coding region runs from base 132 to 1454 and encodes 440 amino acids. Gene Ontology annotation, molecular function: structural constituent of cytoskeleton; GTP binding. Gene Ontology annotation, cellular component: cytoplasm; microtubule. The transcript has 3 exons. Gene Ontology annotation, biological process: mitotic cell cycle; microtubule cytoskeleton organization. NCBI's taxonomy places the organism in Eukaryota, Metazoa, Arthropoda, Insecta, Coleoptera, Tenebrionidae.